AUGUCGUCGCUGCACUGUGCCCAGCGUGGCUCGGGCGUGCUCAAUGUGGCCUUUAACCAGGACAACACCUGUGUCGCGGUGGCGGACAUGAGCGGCCUGCGCGUGUUCAGUCUGGAGCAGCAUAAACGUGCCUUCAGACUCGACAUCGGGGCCAUCGGACUGGCGCAGAUGCUGUUCUGCACCAGCCUGCUGGCCUAUGUGGGUGCGGGGGAGCAGCCCACCCUGAGCCCACGCAAGCUGACCCUGUACAACACACACUCCAACGCCGCCAUCCAGAGCCUCUCCUUCCCCUCCUCCGUCCUGGGGGUCCACCUGAACCGCAAGCGGCUGGCGGUGGUACUGGAGCGCCGGGUCCUGCUCUAUGUGCUGGAGACGCUGGAGCUCCUGCGGACAAUCGACACGGCACCCAACCCGGAGGGGGUGGCCGCGCUGACGACGUGCCAUGAGCCCACUUGCCAGCUGGCGGUCCCUGCCGGCGGCGAGCCUGGGGCGGUGCGCGUUUACGACGCAGCCUCCGGCAGCGGCAGCGUCCUCGGCGAGCUCCGGGCACACCGCUCGCCGCUGGUGGGUGGCGUGCUGGCCUGGAGCGACACGGGCUCGCUGCUCGCCUCAGCCUCACAAAAGGGGACGGUGGUGCGUGUGCAUGCCCCCGCCUCGCCAGAUACCGUGCACUCCUUCCGAAGGGGGUCCACGCCCGCACGCAUCAGCGGCCUGGCCUUCGCCCCCUCCCCAGUCCAGCCGGCGCUCCUGUGUGUGGCCUCGGACCAUGGGACUGUGCACCUGUUCCGCAUCACCCCCCAGUUGGAGCGGAAAUCCAGCACUGCAGCAGCAGCGGCGGUCAUCUCCUCCGUCCUUCCGGCCACCAUCGCGCGAGCGGUGGAGCCCACGCGAUGCCUGACGACCAUCCGGUUGCCUGGCCGGCCGGCAGCGUCCGUCUGCAGUCUCACCACUGUGGAUGGGGGGGACGAGGGCUCUGGGCCUGCUGACAAUGACUGGCUAACACUAGUGGUGGCCACCUCCAGCGGCAUCCUGUACAGCUACAAGCUGGAGGGGGUUGCAGAGGGCAAUGUCAAGUCUUUCCUGGAGGGAGAAUGGUUCUUGUAG
Messenger RNA from Auxenochlorella protothecoides, 1104 nucleotides. RefSeq names its product Autophagy-related protein 18. The transcript has 7 exons. Gene Ontology annotation, biological process: protein localization to phagophore assembly site; protein lipidation; autophagy of mitochondrion. Bases 1 to 1104 code for a protein of 367 amino acids. Gene Ontology annotation, molecular function: phosphatidylinositol-3,5-bisphosphate binding; phosphatidylinositol-3-phosphate binding; protein binding. Gene Ontology annotation, cellular component: phagophore assembly site membrane; cytosol; extrinsic component of membrane. The record is from RefSeq and is a predicted model, not a curated record. NCBI's taxonomy places the organism in Eukaryota, Viridiplantae, Chlorophyta, Trebouxiophyceae, Chlorellales, Chlorellaceae.